AUGCAGCACUUAAAGGGUAAGCUCAGAGGUGAAGCCGAGCGCCUAAUACAACACUUGCAUAUAUCUUCAGAAAACUAUGACUCCGCGUGGAAAAUAUUAGUUCAUCGUUAUGAUAAUCAGCAAGUCCCCUUUACGAAGCACAUUGAAACUCUUAUAAAUCAACCUAACAUCCAAAAACAAUCAUCAACAGAACUCAAACGACUCCACGAUGUAUCAAUGGAAUGCAUUCAUGGUGUUUUCAAUAUGGGGAUUGACACUAGCUCUUGGGAUCCGAUUCUGGUACACCUUGUAGCAAAGAAAUUAGAUACAACAACGUACAGUGAUUAUAUGGAGUCAAGAAAAGCCCCACGGGAACUACCUGAUUUGGAUAAGUUUAUGGCGUUUAUGGAAGCCAAAUUUACAGCCCUAGAGCCAAUGAAUAGAAAAGAGCAGAUAGUCGAAACAUCGAAUUUUAAUAAAAAUAACCAUGUGUCAAAAUUCAAACAACGUUAUUACCAAAAACCUGCAAUUUAUGAGAAUAGAGAUACAUCAUUUAAAAAAUCAUUUUAUGUAAACUCCAAAUUUAUACCUACUUGUCCUUUAUGCAAACAAAAUCACGCAUUGUUUCAAUGCAAAAGAUUCGAAGUCAUGACACCUGAAAUGAAAUUACAUACCAUUUCGAAACUACACAUAUGCGAAAACUGUUUAUACGUGCAUAAAUAUGAAUGCAAUUCUGAAAAACGAUGCAAAGAGUGCAACUAG
Parnassius mnemosyne (clouded apollo) is the source of this 741-nucleotide messenger RNA. Lineage: Eukaryota; Metazoa; Arthropoda; Insecta; Lepidoptera; Papilionidae. The record is from the annotation of a GenBank genome assembly.